Messenger RNA from Astrephomene gubernaculifera, 534 nucleotides. NCBI's taxonomy places the organism in Eukaryota, Viridiplantae, Chlorophyta, Chlorophyceae, Chlamydomonadales, Astrephomenaceae. The record is from the annotation of a GenBank genome assembly.
CCUGUAUAUGUUUCUUAUAGACUGCCGUGACAGAUACCUGGCCCAGGCUGGUAGUAUCCAGAAAUAGGAUGCAUGGUCACUAGCUAGGAAGCACGGCUCUCGACAACAAACACAUGCAGCCAGAUCACUUACAGCAGGCGCUGCCAGAUGGCUGGGAGUGCGCAUUGGAUGAAGCUUCUGGCCACUGGUAUUACUACAAUCGCUCGACGGGGGUGACCUCCUGGACGCCGCCGGAGACGACUUCACAUGCGGCCACCACCACCACCACCGGCAGUGCCGCUCCCCAGUCCGCCGCCCCGCCUGCGUCUGCCUCCGGCCAGCAACCCGCAUCCCUCCGCGGCCCAGCCCCUGCAGCAUCAGCGGAUUCCGUUGCCCUGCUCCAGGCUGGGCGGCUAGGAGCGGCCGCUCCUGCGGCGGUGGCAGGAGGGGCGGGUCGUGCUGCGGUGGCUGCUGCAGGGCAGGCGGGGGGGCCGGCUGCCGCAGGACCCAGCAGCGGCACCCGUGGCAGCGGCGGUGGCGGCGGUUGGUACUACC